ACGGUACCUAACAGAGGAUCUAUAAAUACCCCUUUCAAAUUUUGAUAUAAACAUUUCAAACCGAGCCAGAAACGAAACGAAUCACCGAUUCUACCAUUUCGAAGAAGAAGAUGGAAGAAUAUUUGCAAUACAUGAAGACUUUACGCUCUCACAUGAACGAUGCGGAGGAUCAAGCCGCAAAGAUUUCAGCUGAAGAACAAAUGCAGAUGACGAACAUUCGCACUUUAGAAAUCGACAUCGAUUCAGCGAAAUCUGAAAUUGCACAAGUGGUUGAGGAUACGGAAAAGAUGAAUAAGUCAAAGGUUGAGAUCUGCUCAAAGAUAUUUGAAAACCAGAAAAAGCUUGCUUCGUUGGAUUCUGAUACAUCCAGACUUACACAGACUAUGGAGCUUAUUCGACAAGAGAAAGUUGGAUUAUCUGCUAAACUAUCAGAGAGAAGAGCCUACUAUAGCAAGGUUGCAGAGGACAUGAGGGCCAAAUUCCAAAAGCAACAGGAAUGGAUCAGAACUAAGAAGAUUAGCAUGGAACUGAAAGAGCAUGAGUUUUUCAACGAUAAAGUUGACGAGCAAAGAAGUGAAGCUGAAGGGAGGACUAGUGCUGAUGGUAACCGUGCCAUAGAUAACCUGGGGAGUGAUGCAAAGAACAACUUAAUCACUGACUUGGAUUCAGCUAAAGCAAGGCUUGAUGAAAUUCUUGUUAUGAAAUCCAAGGUUCUCAUGGACAUUAACAAGAUAAAACUUGCUAUUGAGGAUGUCAAGUGCAGAGAAAAUGAGUUUAAGCCUGAGCUAAAAGCAGCUGAUAUAACCGCUCUUGAAGAGGAAUAUAAUGCUCUUUUGUCCGACAGAGCUGGAGAAACCGAAUACUUGCAGUCUAUGGAGAAACAAGUAGGGAAACUCAAGGAGAUCAAUCAAGUUAUAAAAUGUGCCUGUGGUGAGGAAUACAAAGUUGCAUUGAAUACACAGCUGCAGUGUACUUGAACAUGAAAACUUCUGGAGGCUGUAAAUUCAGUUGUUCAUGCAGAUCUUGGUUAAGAUAUGAAUUAAUACAUUGUAAUGGUUCCUUGGAUUCUGAUUGUAUUUUUCAUUCAAUACACAGAUUUAAACUGACAAAUGAACUAGAUAGUAUCUACAGCUUCCCUAUUAUAAUAACAAGAUACAUAGUGUUUUGCUUGAG
Messenger RNA from Medicago truncatula (barrel medic), 1173 nucleotides. RefSeq lists its product as uncharacterized. Lineage: Eukaryota; Viridiplantae; Streptophyta; Magnoliopsida; Fabales; Fabaceae. The coding region runs from base 111 to 977 and encodes 288 amino acids. The transcript is spliced from 12 exons. The record is from RefSeq and is a predicted model, not a curated record.